This is a messenger RNA of Exophiala viscosa, 690 nucleotides long. RefSeq names its product ribosomal biogenesis regulatory protein. The record is from RefSeq and is a predicted model, not a curated record. Gene Ontology annotation, biological process: ribosome biogenesis; ribosomal large subunit biogenesis; endonucleolytic cleavage in ITS1 to separate SSU-rRNA from 5.8S rRNA and LSU-rRNA from tricistronic rRNA transcript (SSU-rRNA, 5.8S rRNA, LSU-rRNA). The transcript has 2 exons. The coding region runs from base 1 to 690 and encodes 229 amino acids. Lineage: Eukaryota; Fungi; Ascomycota; Eurotiomycetes; Chaetothyriales; Herpotrichiellaceae. Gene Ontology annotation, cellular component: preribosome, large subunit precursor; nucleus; nucleolus. Gene Ontology annotation, molecular function: protein binding.
AUGACUACAACAUCCACCACCAUGGCAGAAACAUCCACCGCUUCCCUGCCAACCACAUCCGCUUCGAAACCAGAAAGAUUACCGACCACAGUCGACAAACCCACCCCCUACACCUUUGACCCAGGCUACCUAACAGCCACAGACCCAAACCCCCUCCCCAGCACAUCAACACUCCUUUCCCAAUCCUUCACCGAGCGCAACACUACCCUCCAAACCAUCGCCCGCGAAGGCGCUCAAUCCCUACUCAACACCCUCUUGACAACAUGCACCAUAACAUCAACACCCGACGGUCUCGUCAUGGCCCUUCCCCCACCCACAAUUGCGCUUCCCAGGUGGAAACCCUUACCGAAACCCAAAGCGCCCACGAAAUGGGAACUAUUCGCUCGUAAAAAGGGAAUAGGCAAGUUCGGAGGCAACUUGAAGGGCGGUGCCGCCCUCGAAGAUCGUAAGAAGAAUCUAGUCUACGACGAGGAGUCCGGGGAGUGGGUCAAGAAAUGGGGAUACAAGGGCAAGAACAAGCAGGCCGAGAAUGAGUGGUUAGUCGAAUUGGACGAUGACAAACAGCAGAAAGAGAAAGAUGGGGUCAAUCCUAGAGCUGUAUCUCGACAGGAACGAGUCGAGAAGAUAAAGAGGCAGGAUAGACGGCAGAGAAAUAACGAGAGGAGGAGCAGAAAGGGCAAGGCUGGCUGA